Messenger RNA from Cladocopium goreaui, 8067 nucleotides. The record is from the annotation of a GenBank genome assembly. Lineage: Eukaryota; Dinophyceae; Suessiales; Symbiodiniaceae.
AUGCCUAAUUUUCCUCCUGUGUUCUCUGCUGCGCCGUUAUCCAAGCAGAGGGCCAUGGCAGCAUCUCGUGCGGCUGAGUUCUUGCGGCCAGAGGAUAGUGCUAGCAAUUUGGGCUCUACCACAUCAUGGACUAUGAUGGGUGACGGCUCGGUGCCAGAUGUGGGCCAGCCUGCUCAGGCACCAAAAGCGCCACCUCCCAGCUUAGUUCAGGGUAGCCAGGCACAAGGGUGGACAGCUGGUCAACCAGCAUCGACCAGUUCAGGGACACCACCACCAGCUGAUUUUAGCGCUUGGGGUGAAGUGGAUCCACCUAGAGCUGAACCUAGCGCUCCUCCUGCUCAACCAGCUUAUGCAGAUGCUCCAGCCAAUCAAGCUGCUCGCCAAGUUCUUGGAUCAGCACAACAGCAGGCCAAGAGGUUGGCUGCUCAGAAAGCUCAGGCCAAGCGCAAAGGCCAGAAAGGGAUCAAGUGGGGCCAGAUGUCUGGGGCCAACUCCCAGAAUUUUCAGCUCCCUCCAUUCAUCCAACAGCUUGGUGCUCAAGAAAACGAGCGAUCGGUCUUGGUGGUGGACAGCCGUGACAAACGGAUCCAGUCGCCGUUCCAAGGCUGGCUGUUAGAUGAGAUCCUGCUGAAUGCCCAGUGCGGGAUCAACGUGCUGUCUGAUGGGAAGCUGAUCAGAUCCCCAAAUUCUGGAUACCAUAUGAACGUGUUCUACGUCAGGACGCUUGACGGCUUCAAGUUCAUCCUGGUCGGCUGCAUGACAUCAUACGGCACAGUUCCAUGCGAAAAGUGGGAUGCUCCUACUGGCGCCGUUAUGGCUCAUCCGGCUUUUCAGCCGUUCCGUUGGCCUAUGAUGACCAACGAGAGUGCGACGUGGGUCGACGUGAAGUUCAAAGUAGAGGGUGAGUUGCUCCUGCACCUCGAGCUCCGAGGGUACCGCUCGGAUGAGGAUAUGACAGUUCAAAUGAAUUACCUGAACGAUGCCUUGAUCAGGAACAUGAACUCAACACUGUUCAUUCCCUCCAUGGUGGUCACCAUUUUUCAGGGCCGGAGAGUGAUCGCAACAUCGUUUGAAGUGGGCGGUCGCCUGUAUGCCUGCAGUGAUGGGGGCGUGGUCGUUGCCAUGGACUACCCCUUGUGUCACUUUGAAGUGAGGAUCACAGCAACGUCAUCGGCAGACUCGAUCGGACUUGAUGCUGACCGAUUGGAGUUCAGGUUUCGCUCUGCAGGUGACUCCGUUGACGUGCGCUGCUCGCAGAUUGUGGUGCCAUCGACGUGGUUGGUUGUGUCCAGGGUUUCUGGACCGACUCUGAUCAAGAAUGCCCGCUGGUGCCGCGAAGACUUUGCUCGCAUCGAAGGGCCUGAUCAGACUAUGCAGCUCUCUCAACUUGCAGGGAUCCAUGCUCAUUGGACAGCUGCUGUGGAGGCGGCAUUGAUCGAUGAGACCGGCCCCAGGAUCGGCGAAGUGGCAGUCAACACUCACCCUGCCAACUUACAUUUGACAUGUGAGUCGCCGCUCUUCAGGUCUGAGUUGAAGAUCGUGCCGAAGACUGCUUUGGCGCUGCAAGCUCAUGAUGUUGAACAAGAGCAGAGCACGGCAGUUCUGCCGCCUGUGACAGGGGGGCCGUCGGUGGUGCCCCUGGCCUCGGCUCCGGGCCGUUUGCGCGACCUGGCUGGGUCUUCAAGCCAAGCGCUCACUGUGACACCCAACGCUCAAGUGGGUGUGUCAGUGACAGAGCCUGGUCAGGCGCCGAUGUGUGCUGCUCCUGAAGGGGGAACGGUCUUGGUCCAGAGGAGGUCGCUCGAGACACGGAGAGCGGAAGCGAUGGCUCCAGCCACUGUGACUCCACAGGCCUUCCUUGAUCAAGUUGACACCGCCGUUUCUGGAUACCAUCAUCCGGCAGCGGCCCCAAAGUCAUUUGGACCGGCUCCUGUGGUCGAAGAGUACGGAGGGUUCAAGAUGGCUCACCACUCAGACAGAUGGGCCUCUAAGAUUUUGGCCCUGCCUGUGUUUUCUGAGGCCAUAUUGGCCUCGCAGUACUCGAACCUGGCUUUGAUCGCCGCGAUGGAGGUGCGGUCAGCGCCAGAGUUUGUGGUCCAAGUUCAUGAGUGGGAGGCAUCGCUUGAUCCAGAUGCUCGUGACAUUAUCCUGGGGAAUGGGUUCAUGCUUGAGCAGUACUGGAGCUUGGCCAGUGCGAUCGAGAAGGCGUAUUUUGCCUCCACAGCCAACCAACUAGGGUUUGGGCUGUGCGACCCAGUGACUGUUGCUCUGAGCGCUGAGGCGGCCGAGGCUCGCCGCAAGUUGGCCAUGAAGUCGCUCGUCUCUAAGCCUCAACAGCCCCCUAGGAAGCUCUUGAAAAAGGACUCCAAUGACUCGUCGGCCACCCCACUGUUGGACCAAGAGAAUGCCGCCAAGCUCAAAUGGUCCAACAAGUUGGAGGAGAUCGGCAAGCGGGCAGGGGUCUUCUCAAAGUUGCUCCAGGACACUUCAAAUGGUGAGGGCUUAUCAGCAGCAGAGACUGCUCGGCUGCGACAGUUAGUCCUCUCAUCUGGUGCUCCUAGGAUGAUGGCAGCUCAUAUCUCAGCUUGUGAAAGGUUCGAAGAUUGGGCAACGGCAGAAGGCCUUUGCGUGUUCCCGCUGACCCACGACAAGCUGCUCAAGUAUGCCUUGGCCCUCGAUCAGAAAGAGUGUGGGCCCUCUGUGCUGCCGUCAUUUCGCACGUCCGUCAGGUGGGUCACUUCGAAGCUCGCCAUCGAGUGUCCUGAUCUGGCUCAUCCUGCUCUGCUGGCUGUUCAAUCGGACAUCACCCAGAAAAGGGCCACCACGUUGAAAGAGGCGGUUCCCUUCUCUAUCGAGCUCGUGGGCUGCCUUGAGAUGUUCGUCUGUGACAAGCUGGAACCAGCGCCUGCUCGCCUUUUCAUAUGGUGGUGGCUCUGCAUGGUCUUUGCGUCGCUGAGGUUCGACGAUGCCAUGCAUGUGAAGCCCAUGGAGCUGCUCAUGUCCGAGGAGGGCUUGUUCGGCGUGGCGUGGCAGACGAAGGUCGAGCGCCGUCGUCGCGGAACCAAGUUCGUGGUGCCCCACGUUGGCUUCAAAGAGUCGAAGUGGCUUGAAGAGGGCUGGAACUUGUUCAGUUCAGAAGACUUGGAGCGCGACUACUGGAUGCGUGAGCUCAACACCAGGGAGGAGUUCAAGAACUCCCCGGCUUCCUACCAGAGGUCUCUUCAGUGGCUCAAGUUCCUGGCCAAGUACGCUCUGAACCAGAAGUUCGAGGGCCCAGAGGUGCGGUUGAAGGAGCUGAUCAGCACCCUGUCAUCGCUGACAGCUCAUUCCGCUCGUGUGACUCUGCUGGACGCAGCUGUUCAUGCAGGUCGCUCGACGGAAGAAAUUGGCUUGCAGGCCAAUUGGAAGAACCCGGGCCCCUUGGUGCUCAAAUACACACGGAAUCGGACUAGCGUACCGGCUCAGAUGGUGCGCCAGCUCGUGAAAGACAUGGUCGAGCAGGAACACCCGUUCGAGGCCCCAGCUGACGCAGUCCUCGAUGAAGUCGACCUCUGUGCUCUAGACGAGGUGAUGUUCUUCGUCAAGACGCAAGGGUCACGAGCGUCCCAUGACUAUCGCUACCACUGCCUGCAGGUGGAUGAUGAUCAAGUGAUGGCAUGCGGUCGCAUUCGCCUUGAAGAUUGCACCGAAGUGGGCUCUACACUGCCGGAUGUCUCCGUGCUCUGCAAGCAUUGUGCACGAGUUCGGCCAGAGGUGGCGUCCAGCGAUCAUCAAUCCAUAACCAUGGUCGAUCGCACCAACUAUGACAUUGACAAGACGCCCGAAUUGCCGUUGAGACAGAUCCUUGGGCGGCAACGGGUGCCCACGGAGCUGUGCAAGCUCGCUGCUGAUUCGGGUUUGUUGACUGUUGAGACCUUUGCCAUGCUCGGCGACACCAUUCAUGCGGUGAAGGCUGCUCUGCGCACCAUUGUGGCUGAUAACAAUCGGCUUGGUGCUGACGCUCCAGCGCAAGAGCUUGCCCUGACCAACUUGGCUGCGGUUUGGAAGACAUGCUCAACAAUGCAGGAUCAUUUUGCAGCCAGAAGAGCAAAGAUGGAGGAGGAUCCGUCCAAAGUCCCAGAAAUCCCAGGGGAGGAUCACGCUGAGUUUCGCGAUACGUUUGUCGCUCGACACCCGGACGUCCUCCUCCCUCUUCAUCGAGAACCUCACCGUAAGUUCGUUGAGCGGGUUCAGCGCGACUAUUUGGUCCAUGGCUUUGUGCAUUUCUACGAGGUGGGCGAGAUCCGCACCCGCAAUGAACAGAUCGCUCAGAAGUCAGGCAUCAGCAAGAAUGCUGAAGAUCUCCUGAGGGUGGUGAUGGUAGAUCAACCCACUUCAGCGAGCUCCGAGACGCAGGUCAUGGACAAGCUCCACGCCUUUUUCAUUACGCUGGAGUAUCUCAACAUUUGCGAGUUCUCGUUCGCUGCUGGCCCCCUCAAGUAUUUGGCAGAGCUCGAGGAAUGGCGGCACGAGAACCGUGGUCUUGCUUUGCUUUUGACUGUGGACACGCUCAUCCGGAAGAAAGUACAUCGUGUCAGCUCUGACCAGAGGAAGAAGUUCACCACUUUCUCGGCGGCAUUGCUCGAGGUGCUCACCCACCACAAGCAGCUCUGGAAUGAUGCCAGGUCCAGCGCGGAGCUCGACAAGUUCAAGCAGGCGCUCAACACCGGUGCUCCGAGCACCCCAGUGCGCAAGCGCUCGAGGUCCAGAUCUGGGUCGGCAAUCAAGACUUCGCCCAAAGCUCGCAAGAACAAGCAGAGAAGAGCUCGGCAGAAGGCCACUUUGCAGAAGGCCAAGGUGGCCCUAGCGGCUCAGAAGGGCAACAGCUCGGAGGCCCCGAAGAAGGCAGCUCGUGAUGAGCGCGUUCCCGCAAAAGAGUGGCAGAGGCUCAUUUCCUUCAAGUACUCGGGCCCCAAGCGCUGUCCUUUCUACAACUGCUCAUUGGGCUGCCGCUUCGGUGAUCAGUGCCAUUGGCUUCCGGAUCCAGCAGAGCCCAGUGAUGGUCCCCAGACGAAGAGUCGUUCGGACCGGAGAGGCGAGGCCGCCCUUGCCGUCUCUGCAUUUCAGUGGAGCCCACCUCACUUUAGGCCUGAAGUUUUGCCCGAAUCAGGCCCCUUUUUCCUUGAGUUGUUCGCGGGCAAGGCAGGCAUCUCAGAUGCUGUUCGUCUUGCUGGAGUUCAAGCCCUGCCUCCCGUGGACAUUGUGUUGUCAGAGUCAGUACCUGUCUCAGUGGAUGUGGUGGAUCUCACAAUGUGGCAUCGCAUCAUGUUCGUGCUCAAGCUGGGUAUCGUGCUCUUUUUGCACUGCGGCACUCCGUGCAACACUUUUACCUCAGCCCGAAAGCUCGAUGGCGGCCUGAUGGCGGCCCCCCGCCACUGCGCUCGGCAGCUGAUACGGCAAUUGAUCCACGAGACUCGUGCGCUCGGGCUGGAUUUUGACCAGUGUGCAUUUGGUGCUCCUUCCCUCAAGCCAACGCGCCUUCUGUGCUCGACCGAUCUGCUCGACGAUGUGUGCAUGCAUUGCCCUGGCGGUCACCAGCAUGUCAAGCUCAAAGGCAAAGUUUGGGAUCCUGUGCAGCAGCGGAUGGUUUUUCGCACUAAACAGGCUCAAGUCUAUCCUUGGGCGUUGUGCGCUACUGUGGCGACGGCGGUCUCGGAGUUGCUCACCAACCCGCUGGCGCACUUUCUCGCUUCAUUUCAACUGCAGACUCCGGCUGGUGAUCGCAAGCGUGCCCUGGGGUCAAGCAGGCAAUGGCCCGGGCACCGCCAAGCUGAGUCGGCAGCCAAGGCACAGCUCGCUGGCUAUCAGCUCAAGCGUGGGGCCGCUAAGCCGCUCUUGGAGUUUGAGAUGGAGCCGGGGGAAGCCAUUCGUGUCGCUCUCCAAGUGGUUCACCCCUUCACUGCGGAGGUCAUGCUGCCUGAAGCCUCUGCUCAGGCUCUUGCUCAACUACAACGUCCUGCUGCGGUUAUCCUUGCAGAGCGCCAGCGGCUCCUGGCGUUCUGGAAGCAGCGCGCCUUGGAGCUCCUGCCUCGCUCUAUUGCUCGGAUCCGCCAACAGCCAGAUCCAGCUCUGCGGCGUUUGCUUUUAGGUUGUCAUGAUCACGAAGCGCCUCAGCUUGGUCAAGUUUGCCAUGUGGAGCUCUAUGCGGAGAUGCUGGCAGCAUGCAACCCUGUGGAUCAUGACCUUCCGCAGCAUUUAUUGCACGGUUUUCCGAUCGUGGGGCCCAUCGCCGCCACCGGUCGAUGGCCACCAUAUCCGAAGCCUCAAAAAGAUCUACCAGUUCAAGCAGCUCUAGACCGGGCCUGGGCUCUCCGGCGGAAGAUUGUCUCUCGUGUGAAAGGUGUGCCAGUCUCUGAAAAUUUGAAGAAGAUCUGGCAAGCCUCGAUCGAGGACGUAGAAGAAGGCUCUUGCUUGGGCCCUUUUUCGUCGGAGGCCCAAGUCUCUGAAUGUCUGGGUUGCGAAGAUUGGAUCCCAACACAGCGCUUUGAGGUCGUUCAAAAGAACAAGGUGCGUGGUUGCGACAGUGCUACGACAAACAUGAUCAACCAAGUGACCAAGAUCACUGAGAAGCUCCAACUGCCGUCUACUGACAUGAAUGUGGCAGUACUUAGGCUCCUGAGGAAAGUUGCGCCAGACGAGGCGAUCCUAGGUUGGGUCUUGGACGAGAGGAAAGCCUAUCGUCAAGUCGCUGUACGACCUGAUCAUAGGAAGUUCUCUGUCAUCUGCCUGAAGGAUCCUACGUCUGGGCUCCCAAGUUUCUUUGUCAUGGUAGGGCACUCAUUUGGGUUGGUGUCUGCGGUGUACAAUUACAAUCGCCGGUCGGCGGCCAUCAACGAGUUUCUGGUCUCUAUUUUUGGUCUGGUUGCUUUUAGCUUCUACGACGACAAGUACGGAUUUGAGCCAGCUACAACAGCUGGCUGUGCUCGUGAAGUGGCAGAGAAAGUGCAUGAAUGGCUCGGAGCGAGGUUUGAUCAGAAGAAACUGCAGCUCUCGAGCGCCCCGACUAUUCUGGGAGUGACCUACAACCUGGAAGCCAUGCAGCUUGAGAUCAAGAAGGAACGUCGGGAAGAGAUCUCUUCCGAGAUUGACGCUAUCCUUCUGUCAGGGCUUCUGGAUCCCGGCUCUGCGGGGAAGCUGAAAGGAAAGCUCAUGUUUGGUGCAUCUCAGUUGUGGGGGAAAGUCGGCAGGGCUUUCUUGCGCGUGAUCUCUGAACGACAGUACCUGCGCUUUCCCAUCAAGAAUGAGUUCAAGCUGGAUGCGCCUUUGACAGAAGCUCUGAAGCAGUGGAAGAAGCUCGUCAAUGAAGGGAGAUUGAGGCAGCCUGUUCAGUUUUCUGCUACGGUCCCAGUUGAGAUCAAGAAGCGUUGGCUCCAGCGCACCACCCAGAUUGUCCCAGUGGAGAUGAUCGCGACUGUGCUUGCCCUGGAGACUUUUGCGGAGCGCGUUCGCGGAGCCGAUGUCAUCUUGCUCAUAGAUUCUGAGGCGGUCGAAGGAGACCAAGAGCUCAUCGCGAAGAUUUCGGCGGCCUCCGAGCAGGACGAGGACGAUGACCAGGCGCGGGCUACAGCGGGCUACAGCGGUGGCGGCGCUAUUGAUGGGAAAGAGAAGUUGAUUUCGGAGAUUGAGACCAUGCUGAGCAGAAAUGACCUUGCCAUUCUGCUCAAGGAGGUCCUUGGCGUUUUGGAAACCUUCAAAUGGCAAGAUAUGGCGACGGAAUUCCGGAAGUGGAUCUUUCAGAGCGACAACAGCGAGAACGUAGUCCGACGCGUGAUCGACGAAUCUGUGGAACUGCACAGGGACGCCAUUGGAGUGUUGACCUUGUCCAAAUUCCUGGCGGAUGAGACGUUGAGUUCCCACAGCUUGCUGGCUGCCAGGAAUUUGGCCGACUUUCAUGAGGCCAUCGAUCGGGAGAUGAAAUUGAUGUUGGAGAAGUGCGGCUUGGAUGAUUCCAUCACCCUGAGGCGCGUUUGGUGCGGGGCAGCACGAGAAACCAACAUGUGUUUGGGGUGCCAGUCAUGCCACCUUUGA